Molecule: messenger RNA, 1038 nt
Organism: Ichthyophthirius multifiliis
Lineage: Eukaryota; Ciliophora; Oligohymenophorea; Hymenostomatida
Exons: 3
Source: RefSeq, a predicted model, not a curated record
AUGCUUUAAAAAUAAAUAAGAUCCACCUUAAUAAGAGGUGGAACAAGUAAAGGUUUAUUUUUUUUAGAAUCAGACCUCCCCAAAUGUCCCUAAGAGAGAAACCACAUAUUUUUAAGAAGUUUAGGAUCUCCUGACCCAUAUAAAAACCAAAUCGAUGGUAUUGGCGGCGCCACAUCAUCAACAAGCAAAAUAAUAAUAGUUAACAAAUCAUAAUAUAAAGGAAUUGAUUUUGAAUAUACAUUUGGAUAAGUAUCAAUUAAUAAAAAUCAAAUAGAUUUUAGUGGAAACUGUGGUAAUUUAUCAUCUGCUGUUCCUUUAUUUGCAGUACAUUCAGGUUUAGUUUAGGAAAAAAACCUAUAUAAAAUGUAUUAGAAAGCCAUAGAUUAAUGCAUAGAAGCGUAAAUUGAAGAUUUUAAAGAUUAUACCUAUUUCAUUGAUGGGGUAGCUUUUGGAGGUCUUAAAGUAGGACUGAAAUUCCUUAAACCAGGAAAAAGUAUGUGUAAGGAAAUUUUUCCGAGUGGAAAUUUAAUUGAUUUUAUUGAUGGAGUUUAGGUUACUUUGGUUGAUUCUGGAAUUCCUUCUGUUUUUGUAAAAAAUUCUGAUUUGAAUAUUUUUGCUGGAGAAAAUAAAAAUUUUUUAAAUAGUUAAGAAAGUUUAAAGUAAAAAUUAGAAAAUAUUAGAUGCUAAGCUAGUGUUUUAAUGGGAAUUACUUAAAAUAUAGAAAGUGCUAAAUUAAAAUAAACUUAUCCAAAAAUUUGUGUGGUUUCAGAUUCUAUAGAUUAUAUAGAUUCUGCUGGAAGGGAUAUUAAAAAAGAAAAUAUUGAUGUUUUAGCUAGGUAUUUGUCUAUGGGAGAUUUUCAUCAUGCGAUUCCUAUUACUGGGGCUGUGGCUUUAACUACUUGUUUAUAAUUUAAAGAUACGGUUUGUGGAGUAUUAUUAGGAUAGGACAUGGGUCAGGGAUUAUUGAAACUAAAGGAGAAAUUUAAAAUAAUGAUAUUUAAUAUGUUAUGCUUUUUAGAAGUUGUCGUAUUAUUAUGA